This is a messenger RNA of Procambarus clarkii (red swamp crayfish), 1666 nucleotides long. RefSeq names its product nucleolar protein 4. The record is from RefSeq and is a predicted model, not a curated record. Gene Ontology annotation, molecular function: cytokine activity; phenylpyruvate tautomerase activity. NCBI's taxonomy places the organism in Eukaryota, Metazoa, Arthropoda, Malacostraca, Decapoda, Cambaridae.
CCCGGAAUUAUUGACUCAGUCGAGAACAGGGCCCAGACUACUACGGGGACCUUAAAGCUUACAAAUUUGAUUUUUUUACUUGAAUUUACCAGAGGACCACCCGGACUAGUGGCCUCGAAUAGGACAGGAAGCCGGCGGCUCGUCAAAGGUUCCCCCAUUUGCCCUGAUGAUCUUUUCCAGCUGUAUUUCAGAAGCCAACAGAGUUCUGCGGUUUACGACUUGGGUUUUAUAUUUGAAAAGUUAUACAAGAAAGUGAUAAUAGCUUUCUUGGGCUCGUCUCCCGAACCUCUUUGGUGCAACUAUCUUUUUAUCUACCAACGCUGGUGAUAAUUAAAUUAAUAAAGAAGGUUUAUUAAAAUUAUGUAAGGAGUUGGUGGUAGGGGGAGGCUGGGCGAGCCGUACAGUGCGCAGCGCCAUGUUGGCAGCCACACUGCUCUGAGCUCUACUGCCUCUACUCUACAGCCUCACUACAGCUCUACUUCUCUACCACUCUACAUUAACUUACACAAGUGUUAAUAAACUGUUUUACAUUUCACGUCAAGAUUGCCGCCAAUCGUCAGCUGAUGAUGGAUUAUCAUCGACAACACAUGGCCAAGUUUUUGUCAGUUCUCACAGCAAAGAAAAACACCAUAGUGCUUCCGGAGAAUAAAAUAGAGCGAGCUCUGGAUAUCUUGAAGAACGGUAACAGCAAGAACUCCUUUGACAAGGGAGGGAAGACCAAGUUCUGGAUGAAGCAGAAAGGGGUCCAGCUGGUCAGCUUCCCGGAGAUCGGCCUAAACGAUGUCUUGGUUGUGCCCAAACGAGGCAAGGAGCCGGACGGGACGAUGGAGAGCUACAGGCGAGUAGUGUCCGAGAGUAUGCUGUAUGACGUUGUUGCAAGAGUUCAUCUAGAAAAGACAGUGCACGCUGGAUAUAAGAAAGUUAAGGAAAUUAUAGACUCCGAGUACUAUGGUAUUCCCAGACAAUUUGUACAAGAAUUCUGCAAGUCGUGUACGUGCGAGAAGCAUCGGUGUAAAUCGCGUCAGACCACCACCUUUGCACCCAUAGGUCAAAUAGAUUGUAAGGUACCCCCGGUAGCAAUGGAGGAGACAAUAGUCACUGAUGCACCUUCGGUAGACUUGCCACUACUCAAGAGCAUCAUACGGAUCAAGUCGUCGAGACCUACAUCACUCACGCCGUCUUCUAUCUCCUUGGGCCGUGUUCAGGAAGGGAUGAUGCCGUACUUGGAAGUUGCAACUAAUAUUCCUAAAGAAAGAAUAACUCCCGAAAAGUUGAUUAACCUUAGCAAGCAUUUCAGUGAUACAAUUGGAAAGCCUGAACAGUAUUGUAUGGUAAGAGUGAUCCCAGAACAGCUGAUGACAGUCGGAGGUAGCUUUGAUCCAUGUGCAGUUGCUUCUGUAAUGAGUCUCGGCAAGUUUGUUAUGAAGGAGAAAAUGGCUUAUACUUCGAAGAUAUACGAAUUUACGGAGGAAAUACUUGGCAUUCCAAGUGACAGAAUGUACAUCCAGUUCACCGACAAACCAACAUCAAUGUUCGAAAUAGAAGGUACCAAUUAUCAUGAAAUAUUUGGGCAGUAGUUUGGUAUUACAAAAUUUGUUUAUAACUUUAAUUAACGUCUUUUGCUCUUUAGUUCCCCUUGAAAAUACAAUAAAUAUAACGACUUUUG